Messenger RNA from Elaeis guineensis (African oil palm), 1708 nucleotides. Its product is annotated as cytochrome P450 81Q32-like. The record is from RefSeq and is a predicted model, not a curated record. Lineage: Eukaryota; Viridiplantae; Streptophyta; Magnoliopsida; Arecales; Arecaceae. Gene Ontology annotation, molecular function: oxidoreductase activity, acting on paired donors, with incorporation or reduction of molecular oxygen; heme binding; iron ion binding.
CAUACCGCACUCCGUCCAUUAGUUUUUGAGUUAGCCUUCUCUUAUCGAUGGGUACAUUCUCUUCCAUCUUCUUCGCCCUUGCUCUUCUCCUCUUCAUCAAAUUCCUCCUCUCAUCCAAGAAGAAAAGGCUCCCACCAAGCCCUCCUACCCUUCCCUUCAUCGGCCAUCUCCAUCUGCUCAAGAAGCCACUCCACCAUGCACUCCUCCGCCUUGCCGAGCGCCAUGGUCCGAUCCUCCUCCUCCGUUUUGGCUCCGUCCCCGUCCUUGUCGUCUCCUCCGCUUCCGCCGCCGAGGAGUGCUUCACCACAAAUGAUGUCACCUUUGCCAACCGCCCCAGCCUCCCUUCAGCGAAGUACUUGUCCAACAACUACACCACCCUCGGCUCCACCGACUAUGGGCCCCACUGGCGCAACCUCCGGCGCGUCGCCACCAUCGAGCUCCUCUCCACCCAGCGCCUCCUCUCCUCCACCGACGUCCGAGCCAAAGAGGUUCAUGAACUGGCCCGCGGUCUCUUCCUUAAUUCCAAGGGAGGGACGGCCGAGGGUUUCGUCAAGGUGGAGCUCAAGUCGAGGCUGUUCGAGUUGUCGCUUAACAUUAUGAUGAGGAUGAUUGCAGGGAAGAGGUACUACGGCAACGACGGCGAGGUGUCCGAGGAGGCGAGACAAUUUAGGGAGAUCGUCGAGGAGUUCUUCUCGUUGGUUGGGACAUCAGACCUCGGAGACUUCUUGCCGAUGCUAAGGUUGGUGGAUUUCCAGGGAGUUAGGAAGAGGUUGGCGAGUCUGCAGAAGAGGAGGGAUGAGUUCAUGCAGCGACUGAUAGAUGAACUCCGGAAGGGGAGUACGGAGAUAAAACAAGAGGGUGAGGAGGAGGAGAAGAAGAAUAUGAUUGGUGACUUAUUAUCGCUGCAGAAGACGGAUCCGGAGUACUGCACCGACCAGACCAUCAAAACUCUUUGGUUGAGUUUAUUACAAGCUGGAACAGAUACUUCAUCUAAUACAAUUGAAUGGGCUAUGUCCCUUCUACUUAAUAAUGGAGAGGCAUUGAUGAAGGCCAGGGAAGAGAUAGAUAUACGUGUGGGAAACGAGCGCUUGGUGGAGGAAUCAGAUCUUUCUAAUCUUCCAUAUUUGCAGUGCGUCAUCGCUGAAACACUUCGUUUGUAUCCUGCUGGUCCGCUCCUUGCGCCCCAUGAAUCAUCCAAUGAAUGUGUUGUAGGAGGAUACAAUAUUCCGCAAGGAACAAUGUUGUUGGUAAAUGCAUAUUGCAUCCAUAGAGAUGCCAAGACGUGGGAGGAGCCCACAAAAUUCAAGCCAGAAAGAUUUGAGAACGGAAAGGGGGAAGGGAAGUGGAUGAACCCAUUUGGAAUGGGGAGGAGGAGGUGCCCUGGAGAAGGGCUUGCAAUGAGAGAGGUUGGGCUAGCACUUGGUACAUUGAUCCAAUGCUUUGAGUGGAAGAGAGUUGGCAAAGAAGAGGUGGACAUGGAUGAAGGCCCCGGACUGACCUCGCCUAAGGCCGUUCCAUUGGAGGCGAUGUACUCUCCGCGCCAAGCUAUGAUCGACGUUCUUGCAGGACUUUAAAUCACUCGGAUAUGAUUUAUCUGUUUUGAUUUCUGAAUCUCUAGUAAAUGAAGUCAGGUUUAUAUAUGUAAUCAAGUGAUAUGUACUUUGCUUAUGGCAUAAUAGAUUUUCUGGAGAUCUCACUUAUAUGGGAA